UAACAUUUACUAUCCAACUCAGCUUCCAUGCAAGAAAAAAAAUAAAAGAAAAAAAAAGAGGGAAUUCCUUUCCUUCAAAAGGCAAACUUCACCGGUCACUGUUAACCACCAAACCUGUAAUUACGACGCCGUUUUAUGCUCUUCGCAUGCCUUCCGAGGCUCACUGCUUUACCUGUUGACCCGGUAUCCUAGUCAAACACCAUUGCCACGUCACUUCUUUGCCUGUUGAUCCGGUAUCCUAGUCAAACACCGUUGCCACGUCACUGUUUUAUACCUGAGCUAGCUUAGCUGUUGAAUUUAAAGUCCAGAGAUUUUGCCAGAAAAGGGAAAAACCAGCCAAAAAGCUGAAAUUUCUCAACAAAAGCUCCAUUUAAAAAAAUAAUAAUAAUAAAAUCAGAAUCAAAAUAAUAAUGAAAGCAGCCAUUAAAACCCUAAAGCCUCCUAAAUCUUCUCAUCUUAUAUUAUUAAUUCAAAGUUAUCAUAUUUUUUUCCCGUGGAUUUUCCAUCACUUUCCGUGCAAGAUUCAUGAAAGAAAAAAAAAAAAAAAAUAAUUAAUCUUCUUCUUUUUAAUUUCAAUGGCUGCUUCUUCACAAAAUAAGAUGAGUAGCCAAAUAGCACUGCCAAUUCAGCCACCACAGAAGAGAACCAGGAGGCUUCUUCAACCUCACAACCUCCCUCACAUUCUUCGCGCCGCUACCGACCUGAUUAAUGGUGCUAAUAACCGUAAUUCCUUCAAUCUUCCCGACGAUAUCAUCGAAAAUAUUUUCUCCUUUUUGCCCAUCAAACAUGGUGUAAAGAUCGGCGUUGUAUCCAAAAGAUUCAAAACCUCCUGGCUUUUCAGUCGGAAAUUGCUUUUCGACAGAGAUUUCGCCAGGCCACUUUCCCGGCAUGAUUUCAUCUCCAUAGUCAACCGCGUCUUCGAUUCCCAUACGGGUUCCAAGAUCCAGUGCUUGCGAUUGUAUUUCGAUCCCACCGGGUCGGAAUUCAUGGUCCUUAACUGGAUCAAGAAAUCCACAGAGAAAGGCGUGGAGGAGCUGGAUCUUGAUUUUCUACAAGCCAGAGAUCCUUUCAAUCUUCCUUGGAAUUUCCUGGACGUUGAGUCCGUGAGAAUCUUGAAGCUCUGGUACUGUGUGAUAAAUUUUCCGACGCAGCUGAAAGGUUUGCGCUUGUUGAGCACCGUGAUUUUGAGGAAGGUCGAUCUCAACCAAACGCUCAUCGAAACUCUGAUUCAACAUUGUGCUCUGCUUGAGACUUUGGACCUCACACAGUGCGAUGGGAUUCGUGAAUUGAAGGUUCUCGCUGGGACUUUGAAAAGAUUCAAGGUUUUGAAAGUUGGUAAUUGUUUUGACAUGUUUAAAAUUGAUAUAGAUUCCCCAACUCUUCAAUCGCUUUAUUAUCAUGGACCUGUUCGUGACCUCAAGGUUGCUAAUCCCUCCCAAUUGAAAGAUGUGAUGUUGAAUUUCACUCCCUCUAAAGGGUUUAUACGGUCUUCCCAAGUCGAAAAUCUUGUUUCUGAUAUUUCUCGUAUCACUCUCUUCACUACAACUAGUACAUUUCUUGAGGGUUUAACCACGAGGAUUCGAGAAGGGGUUUUCAGAGACUUACACUACUGCUUUUGGAAUUUAAAGGAAUUUCAGUUGUUCAUGGAAGGUGCAAGCUAUUGCAAUCUAUGUGAUAUUGCUUCUUUUCUUGCAAAAUGCCCCCGCAUAGAGAAACUAUUUAUCGAUCUUAAUGAGUUUUCUUUUGAAUGCGGACUUUAUUGGGAAUUACAUCAAAAGCAAUUGCUGGACAAGUAUUCCGCCUUUUUCUAUUGCUUGAAAUUCAUCAAAGUGAAAGGUUUUAAGUUUCAAAAACAUGAACUGGAAUUGGUGAGGUAUUUUCUAGGCAAGGCAUUAUUGUUGAAAACUUUAGUUUUAGUGUUUCCAAGAAAUGGGCGUGUCACAACCAUUAAUCCUCCAGAAAUUCCCAUUUACAACAGCCUUUUUCUGUCUUGGAAAGUAUCUCCAAAUGCCAAGAUAGUUAUAUAUGAGCAUUUCAAUGACAGAAGUUCUUUUCAUCCUAAACAGUCAAAGAUUUGGUUCUAAAUUCUAAUGAUGGUCAUAUGGAAACUAUAUGCCAUUUACUUUUUCCUAUGAUAUAUAUACACACACACAUUGUUACACAGUGCAAGAGGUUUAACAACAAUUCUAGCUAUCAUUGAACUCAUUUCUAAUAUAAAAUGUAUGUACAAUAAUUUUGCAGCAAAUCCC
Ziziphus jujuba (common jujube) is the source of this 2249-nucleotide messenger RNA. RefSeq names its product putative FBD-associated F-box protein At1g61330. Gene Ontology annotation, molecular function: protein binding. The transcript is spliced from 3 exons. The record is from RefSeq and is a predicted model, not a curated record. NCBI's taxonomy places the organism in Eukaryota, Viridiplantae, Streptophyta, Magnoliopsida, Rosales, Rhamnaceae. Bases 576 to 2084 code for a protein of 502 amino acids.